Messenger RNA from Bombyx mandarina (wild silkworm), 1180 nucleotides. RefSeq lists its product as uncharacterized. Gene Ontology annotation, molecular function: chromatin binding. Gene Ontology annotation, biological process: mitotic G2 DNA damage checkpoint signaling. The record is from RefSeq and is a predicted model, not a curated record. Lineage: Eukaryota; Metazoa; Arthropoda; Insecta; Lepidoptera; Bombycidae. Gene Ontology annotation, cellular component: nucleus.
CUUUUUGACUGGAGCGCGAGGUGCAAAAUUGUGAAUCGAACACACGAAGUCAGCGUAUUUGUAGAAUAACAUCCAAUAAUUUAUUCUGCUACGAAAUAAUGCCACAAUUGUUUCAAGUUUUACGAUGCUAUAAGUGUUCGGUGUUUCAAGUUCAUCAAGGUAAAAAGUCAAAUAAAUGGAAAUGUAAACUUUGUGGUGAGAAGCAGUCUAUUAAAAGGCAUUAUGGUCUUGGCACUAGCAAGGACUGCCGCAUACAUGUUCAGAAAUUGAAUGGGAUUCGAGGUGUGAUUGAUGAACUCUACGAUUCUACAUCGCCAAAUGAAAGUAUAGAUGAAAAUACUGAGACUGAAAUAACAGAAGUUUCAAAUAAAAACAUUGAAAAGAAGAGUAAAUGGACAGAUUUUACUAUAAAUAAUGAAAUUGAAAAUAUUUAUGAAGGAAUAGAUGAUAAUAACUAUCCUGAUAACCAAGAAGUUAUUUCAGAAUUACCUAAUAAGCGUAAAAAGACGAAGAAUCACUAUAAAAAUAAAAACAAAGAACAGAUUACAAUUAAUCUAGAUAAUGAAUUUUGCGACCCUAGAGAUGGAAACCCAAACUUUAAUGAUCCUUUAGAUACAAUAAAUAAAAAAAACAUUACUCCUACUGAAGACUCUGCAGAAAGAAUAAAUAGUGAUAAUGAACUGGAAUGUCAAGGAAAUGAGCUUUUCAAUGACAGUUGCAUAUUAAAAGACACAAAUCUGAAAAUAAGCCAAUGCAAGAAAUUCUGUAAUUCUUUAGAGAUUGUAAAAAGAAAUAAGCUGAAUAAUGCUAAAAGUCAAGUUAAAGAAUCAAAAUGGAAACAAUUCAUUGAAAAUAAUGAAAAUCUCUUUAAAAUAGAAGACUCAAAGCAUACUUUAAACCAAAGAAAAACAAUGGAAUUUUCAAUAACCGAAGAGUCUGAUUUAGAUACCAUACUUGAUAUUUGAAUUGUAUUCAUGAGAAUGUUAUGUUUAAAAUUAGUUAUAAUUAAAGACUUAAGACCUAAUUAAACAGUAUGUCCAUAAAUCUGCCUAGUAUAAGUACUAGGCAGAAUUAUGAAAUACUAAGCAGAAUUACUAAGGCAAAUACUUAAUUAUAUCACAGUCUUAUUCAAUUUAAAGGCAAGGCAAAGUAGAGAGUUCUCUACAGCUCACUUAAUCUU